This is a messenger RNA of Pieris napi, 5810 nucleotides long. It is a transcript of the gene Lap1, whose product is annotated as protein lap1. The coding region runs from base 236 to 2962 and encodes 908 amino acids. Gene Ontology annotation, molecular function: protein binding. Gene Ontology annotation, cellular component: postsynaptic membrane; adherens junction; postsynaptic density. The record is from RefSeq and is a predicted model, not a curated record. NCBI's taxonomy places the organism in Eukaryota, Metazoa, Arthropoda, Insecta, Lepidoptera, Pieridae. Gene Ontology annotation, biological process: neurotransmitter receptor transport postsynaptic membrane to endosome; neurotransmitter receptor transport, endosome to postsynaptic membrane. The transcript has a single exon.
AUAUAGUCUGUGGGUCGAAAUUUAUGAUGGUGGGUGAUAGCUUACAGAAAUUUUUAUGUUUUAUGUUUUUGCUAGUUAUUACUUGUUACUGAAGAAACAGGGUUAUGAAUUAAAACGUCGUUAUUUAUAUUAUUUGUGCAGUUCUUCACUAUAAGAAAAGUAUAAAAAUCAGAGGAAUGUGAUUUAUUUAUAACAAGGUGCAGUUAAGUACAAGAUAGUGAAGUGUUCCUUUAAAAUGCCUUUCAAUUUUUUAUGUUGUGUGAGGCCUGGUGUUGAAGAUAUAGUAGAAUUAGAUUAUUCUCAUCAGUCCUUGACAGAUGUACCCACAGACGUUUUCAUUUACGAGAGAACUUUGGAAAAAUUGUUAUGCCAGUGUAAUCGUAUCACGGAGUUACCACGACAAUUAUUCAUGUGCCAUGGCUUAAAGUAUUUAGAUCUAAGUGAUAAUGAGUUACAAGCAAUACCAUCAGCCAUUUCUUCAUUAGUUAAUUUACAAUAUUUGAAUAUUAACAGAAAUACCUUAGCUUCCAUUCCUGACAGCAUGAAGGCACUCAAACAUUUAUUAUUUUUAGAUCUUAGUGUCAAUCCAUUAGAAAAGUUGCCUGACACUAUCACUAAUCUUAUAGCCUUACAGGAGUUGUACCUUAAUGACACAUACCUUGAAUAUCUUCCCGGAAAUUUUGGACGACUUGCACAUUUGCAUAUUCUAGAGCUUAGAGAUAAUUAUUUAAUGAUAUUGCCCAAGUCUUUGUCUAGAUCCACAGAAUUAUUAAGAUUAGACAUUGGACAAAAUGAGUUCCAACAAUUCCCUGAAGUCAUUGGAAGAUUCUUAAAAUUGAAGGAAUUGUGGAUUGAUGGCAAUAGCUUUACAAGCAUAUCAUCUGUUAUAAAACCAUUAGAGAAUUUAGUGCAUUUGGAAGCUAGUAAUAAUAUGAUAGAUGAAUUGGCUCCGGAGAUUGGUAACUGUACACAAUUGCAAGACUUAUGUUUAUCAAUAAAUAACUUGACUCACUUACCAGACACCAUAGGUAAACUUAGUAAUUUGACAUCAUUGAAAUUAGAUAAUAACAGACUAUAUUCCAUUCCAGAAAGUAUAGGACAGCUAAAGAACUUAGAAGAACUUAUGUUGAUGUGCAAUUACUUAGAUAACCUUCCAUCAUCAAUUGGACUUCUAAGGAAGCUACAAUAUCUUAAUGUAGAUGAAAACAUGCUGAGAUUUAUCCCACCUGAAAUAGGGAGCUGCAGCAAAUUAUCUGUACUAUCACUAAGAUCAAAUAAAUUAGCUAAAGUACCACCUGAAGUUGGUCACUUGACCUCAUUAAGAGUGCUCAAUUUGGUAAGAAAUUCUCUUAGUUUUUUACCACAAUCUUUAUUGAAUUGUGAAAAUUUAGUUGCUCUAUGGCUCUCUGAAAAUCAAAGUAAGCCAUUGGUACCCAUGCACUCGGAGGUGGAUUCUCAUACUUAUGAACAAGUCCUAACCUGCUAUCUUUUUCCUCAAGUUCCCUUGGAACCUAUUGAGUUAAAGAUAGAAAAAGAGAAGCCUGAAACUGGUGAUGCACAUAAUUCUGUUAGACACAUCAGUUUUGUUGAUAUGAAGCCCACAGUAAAAGUUCCAGAAAAGGGUGGACAAUUGCGCCGUGCACCAACUCCCUAUCCAAAAGAACUUAGAGCUAUGGCAAAACAUGCUAGAAACAUUCACAAAGAUGGAGCUCAAGAUGUUGCCCCGUUGCAAAACCCUGUUCAUAUCAAAGCUGCAAAAAUAACGCCUACCUUGCAGCAGAGAUUUGCUUCAGACAAUCAGAAACAAGACAUAAGCACUUCAGGCAAAGAAAAUACAAAUCCUACAAAUCAAGAUCCUAUGAAUGUAUCUGUUUAUGAUAAUCUUCCUAUUGACAAUACCUAUGACAAGCCCUUAGAUCUUGCACAAGAACAAGAUAAAACAUAUAAAAGUGUAGACCAUGCAUUAUACUCCGAGAAUCAAGUAAAUGAGGUCAAUAAUUAUAAAGAUGAUUCUUCUACUUACUCACUAGCCCCUACUCACUAUAGCUUUAGUCAAAAUGAAAAGUACAUACGGCAAGAGCCAAGUCGGAACCCUAGUUGUCAAGUCCAACACAGUAAUUAUUUAGAACACGAACGUUUUUUACCCAAUUGUGAAGAUAGCUAUAGAAAUUGCACUGAAGAAUCUUGUGAACAAAUGCAGAGAUUAAGCCUCAGCUCACAAGAUAGGCAUUGUGCUGACGAAUCUUUGUUAGCAUCACAUUUCAGGGAUACUUCAUAUGAUUCAAGAUGUAUGGUGGACAGCAAUCUUGGGUGUGAUGCAAUAUAUAGUACUAAAGAAACAUGUUACGGUAGAACUGACGAAAGUUUUCAUGAAUCAACAUAUCGGGGAGAAACAUAUUCAUCUGCAAGAGAAAAGCUAUUUGGGCGUAAAAAUUAUGACGUUUUUAACUAUCACCCGAAUGUGAAUCGUCAACUACCAAGUCCUCGGUUACAUACUGUGAGUCAAAUUGUAAGCUCUACAACAAUGCCUAACAUUAGUCAUUAUAAUAAUGUUCGGUCCAGCCCUAGAGAAGACUUGCAUUUUCCUGCAGCUAUGCAUACUGCAUCCUCAGCUAAUGCUAAUAUGUAUGAUAUAUCAUCGUCUAGCCCAACAUAUGUUGCUACACAAUCACCUGAACUCUAUUCUCCAACUGGACAUACAAAUGACACCAACCCCUAUCGUAUGACAAAUACACCUUUGGUAUCAGAUGAUGGUAGCUUUGGUCAUUUACAGCCAAUGCUUCCUCAAAAUAUGUAUGAUUUAUAUGAAGCAAUACCGGCUUCCUCUACUGAACCAAAUAUAAUAAAUAGGCACAGCCCUAGUGGGCCUGAUGGAGGUUAUAUGCGAGGCCAGCCACCGCCUUAUCAUAUAGCAGCACCAUAUACAAAACAUGCUCAGUAUUUUAAUGGAACUGGUGGAUAGCCAUACGCAUGCCAGUGGCAUAAAAGGCACUACUAGUCUCUUGGUAUAUUUAUCCUUAAUUUAGGAAAAACAAUUUAUUAAUUGUGAUAUGUUGUAUGAAAUUUAAUAUUUAAAUAUUGUAAGGUGCUAUGGUAUGGAACACUGGUUUGUUAUUGAAAUUAUUUUUAUGGAAAAAGUUUAAAUGAAAAAGAUAAAAAUAUAGGUACUUCUAAAGUACAAUGUGUAUCAACUAUGUUGUUUCAUCAUAUUGUUCAGGAAAUUAAUAAUUUUAAAAUUGAAGUUGUAAUAAAUUGUAAGUGACAUAACUUGUUGUUUUAUCCAUUAAUGUAGUAAUUUCAAAAAAUAUGUAGUUUGAUGUAAUAUUAAUAGAGUUGCAAUUUAACAAUCCAUGACAAUUUAAAUAUAAUAAUACAAAUAAAAUUAAUUAUAAUUUUGCUGCAUUUUAGGUGUUAUAUAUUAUAUGCAUAUGUUCAAGGUGUUUUAAUUAUAAAUAUGCACACAACAAACAAUUUUCGCGUAUUUUACUGCUAUUUCUUAAUUUUUGUCUGCUCAACUAUAAAAUGCCAAAACAUUUUAUACCACUUUUAUAAUACACUAUUACUAUUGUAUAAUAGAUAUAUUACAAUGAUGUUAUAUAAAAUAUAUGUAUGUUAUUUUAAAAUAUUUGAUAAUGAUAUCCCCAUUUGCUAUUUUCAUCUACUAAUAUUAAAAAGGUGCUCAAAUUUCCAGUAAUUUUAUAGCCGCAUAAACAUAAAAUUUUAUUAAAAAAUACUUAUUUGCUGCAAUUUCAUAAAUAUUUUUUGGUACAUAAUUGAUAUUUCGAAAACUUUUUUCCUCACCGGUGUUACAAAAAUGAUUUUUUUAAUGUGUUUUUUUUAGAAUUAUUUAAUUUUUCCUUAUUCAGCUUGUGCAUAAUUAUUGUAAUAUGUGACUUACUCUUACAUUACUGUGGUUUUGUCAAUUUUAAUCGCCUGCAGUAUUAUUAUGUGAUAUAACAAAAAUAAGCAGUCGUUUUUAUCAGGCUUUUUUUGUAUGGAAAAUGUAUUUUUAUAUUCUCUUUUUCAAAACGUUUAUUUUAGUUCACACACAUAUUUUGAAAUUUUGGCAAUAUGCAUAAUUUUUUAAUUACAAAAAUUGUAUUUUUCAUAUAUUUUUACCAUCUAGUCAAUUCAACUACCAAUACGAAAAUGUAAAAAAAUAUAUUUUAAAGCAAUAGCUUUCGGAUUUAUAAUUUAUUUACUGAAAUAAAUAUUGACAUUCCGAAUAAUGAGUUUUUUAAAAUGAAUACUUUGACACACUAAUACUUUUUGUAUUAUUUUGAAAUUACGCAUAUACGUAUUAUAUUACGCAUAUUAAAAUUAUUAUUGUACAUUGGUCAGAUAUAUAUUUUAUGAUAUAUUAAGUUCGCCAUUAUGUUCUACUCUCGUCCUUUUAAUCCGUAGUUCUUAAAAUGUAAAUUCAUUCAGUGACAAGGAAAUAUAACAAAUCCAUUGUUAUUCUAUUGAUAUAAAGGUAUUUUCAACUCGUUGUCAUUCACGGAACAGAUGAAUAAGAAUAGAAGGAUAAUAUAUCAUUCAACCGCAAGCCUGCCACUAUAGUGGUCAUGAGGUUUCAGUACAAAUUCGACCAAAGGCUAUUAUUUAAUCUUAUUUAUCUAUCCCGUGUUGUGUAUAUAUGAUAUAAAUAUUCAUUGUCACAGUUCCUAAAGACUGAAAACAUAAACAUUAAACAUAUCAUUUAUAUAAAUCCAUCACAAUGCAUAAUAUUAUGAAGUGUAAUGUUGUAAUCUGUGAAUUAAUAUUUUUUUAUGUUUUUCUUCAUCUAUUUAGCACAUAAAUACUAAUUACAAUAAGUUAAUACGAAUUAUUUUUACUAUUUUUUACAUACUAUAAUGCCUACAUGUUAACUUCUCAAAUUAUCGUCCAGUAUAUUUCCGCCCACUUAAAUUUUUUUACCAAUUUUUUACAUUUUCCACGUUAUUUACUUGAAUCUUUAAAAUUAUUGACUAUAACCUCAUGGUUGCAUAUAAAAGAAUUAAAAUCGUUAUAAUGCAUAGUUGGCAAUAACCGUUAGCGAAUUUAAAUCUAAAAUAGUAACCGACUGCUUUAUUACCAAUGUGUAUUUUUAAUAUAGUUUUAACGAAUUAUUUGUAUAUCUAAUGUAAUAUUGCAAGUAGUCUUAUAAGUACCUACUGUGUAAUAUUUUAUUUUAAUGUUGAAAAGUAUUUUAUUUAGCAGCCAUAUGAAAAGUUAGUGAAUUAUAAUUUAUAACGAUUAUUAUUUUGUAUACUUGUUAUUAUAUUAACUACAGGGACAUCACUCACGUACAAAAUCAUAAAAUACGUAUUGUGUCGACAAAAUAAAUUAUAAUAUAGAGCACAAUUAUAAUUGUAAUGUAAAUGUAAUAUUUAAAAAUAUUUGACAAACUAGGUGUGUGUGUGGAAGCUAAGAGGGCAACUUUCUUUAAUGUAAUCUUGGUUAUUUUAUAUAAAAACUCGGUCCGCCAUUUUCCAUUAACUAUUUGACCCGCUUUUCCAUAUACGCCUAGUAAUUCGUUAAGCAGUUUGUAUCACAAGCCAAUGUUUGUAAAAACUCAUAGUUUCGCACUUGUAUAAAUCAAAAUCACUACGAAUCUAGGAUUGUUGCGACGAGAAUAAUUAGUUAAAUAUUUGUCCUGUAGGUGAAUACCAAAAACUAGAAAAUCGGAUGUAGUCCGAUUGGAAAAUCAGAAAAUUGGUAGCUAAGAAUAUAGUUUAUUCUUAUUUUACGUAAAUUAUUAACAGUUUAUAAAAUGUCGUAUAGUUUAAUUGGAUUUGUAGGGUCGCAAUAAAGUGUUUUAAAUAGAAAAA